GAUAUCACUAUUCCCAGAGUCCACAGUGCACUAACUGGAUAUAAUACAUUUUGUCAUACCAAGAACAGUAGCAAAACAGACGCAGGAUUGUAUAUCGUUUCCUUCACCUGGGAUGGUUCUUUGCAUGAGACAAGUGUGACCCAGACACAGACAUUAUUAAGUUCUGAGUCAAAGUAGUACAGGCCCCCGAUGCACACAGCAACAAGGAGUCAUCUACAGGUGAUUCAACAGGAUGUGACAUAAGCUGGGUUAUCUAAUGAAACUGUCAGUGGACACUGAUCACUCCCCCUUACAGCAGCAGCCGAGGAUUAAGUCACUUACCCUCAAGGACUGAAUGUAUUCACUCAAGGGAAAGUCAAUCCAUCUUUGAUUGUCAGGUCAUUCCAGCCCUACAACUGUGAGAUUAAGAACCAUUUAGACAUGUAUGCCUAUUAUAGAAGCAUGUCCAUACCAGCCACCCCAGGGGGGAGGUUAGGAUCGCUAACUUUUAUCCUGGCCCAGUGUCUCCACAUAGCAGGGACAGCAUCGCCAUAUUGGAGUCGGGAUGAAGGUUUCCACUCGGGCAUCUGGAAAGACUGCUAUAAGGGAAAAUGUACCUCUUUCUACGACGAAAAUAUGAUAGAUACAUGGCAAUGGCUGCGGGCAGUGCAAGCAAUGGCUGUCCUGGGAGUUAUCAUUGCCUUAUUUGGAAUUAUCACUUCCAUCGUGCAUCUUCGUACCGGUAACAAGAGUCUUCUGACCAUUGCAGCCUUGUCGGCAAUAGGAGCUGGCAUACUUGUGGUGCUGGGUGCUGUCAUCUACGUGGCUUUCAACGACUCCAGCGGUCUCUACUGGGCCUUCUGGUUUGAGGUGUCCGCCAGUGUCAUAAUGCUGUUCUCAGGGGUAGGACUGUUCACAGAACUGUGCAGAGGAUAGCAGUGAAGUGGGAACUCACACUUCCCAGGACACACAUGACAUUCUCUUUCGGGAUGUAGCUGCAAACCUUAUUUUCUGAGAAAAUUCAAUGCGUUUCUGUUGGUGAUGUAUUCGAAUAGUGAUCGCUGAAACAUUUGGUAAAUAGUCCGUCUGAUUUGUAAAGUAUACGAAUUCAAAACUGCCCUACGACAGAAAGAGUUUCCCUUAUAUUCCACACGCUUGAACGGGAUGACCACUCCACAUCAACAAUCAAAGGGUGUAACACAGGCACUAUGUUGGAAAUGAACCGAACAAUUUAACCCUAUCGAUAUUUGAUCAUAUUUUAAAACGAUUGAAACGAUGCAUUUUUUGGCAUUCUGUUUGACGUAUUUUACAAGAGUCGAAUGAGUACGACGCCAAACACGCACAAGCACUUCCCUUGGCUAGCAAACAUUAUGAAUACCAUUAAGACCCUGACAUUUAUUAUCAAAUUGUCUAUGUGUGCUUGUCCAGAUGACUUCUAGCUGACGACUGCACACCCCCGCCAUACACACGUUCCUCCACUUCUGUGUGAGUUUACAUGUAUGUAGUAUACUAACUCCCUUCAACUCACGACAUAUUCUACUUGGUUGGUGCUUGGGAAUCCUAGUUGUAAAAACAUUAUGCUCAAAUACUUGGGUUCGAGUUCUUAAAUGGGUAACUCGUGAACAGCCCCCUUUUGGGUGUCCCCUGCUGACGACGGCGUGUACACAUAACCACCCACUACAAUGUCGAGGUGAGGAUCAUAUGUUUGUACAAUAUUAAUUAGCAGGGUUAUAAACAGCGGUCAGACACGCGCACAUCGCUUUUUGUAGCUUGAUUGAGUUCUUAUUGCACAGCGCAAAAGAGAAUACUUGGGCAUUAAAGAUCACUGAAUUUA
This is a messenger RNA of Haliotis rufescens (red abalone), 1813 nucleotides long. RefSeq names its product claudin domain-containing protein 2-like. NCBI's taxonomy places the organism in Eukaryota, Metazoa, Mollusca, Gastropoda, Lepetellida, Haliotidae. The coding region runs from base 421 to 915 and encodes 164 amino acids. The transcript is spliced from 3 exons. The record is from RefSeq and is a predicted model, not a curated record. Gene Ontology annotation, cellular component: membrane.